Effrenium voratum is the source of this 329-nucleotide messenger RNA. NCBI's taxonomy places the organism in Eukaryota, Dinophyceae, Suessiales, Symbiodiniaceae. The record is from the annotation of a GenBank genome assembly.
GUCCAUGGCUGCAACUGACGUGAGUGACGCCAUGGCAAGCGCCAUGCCGGCCAAUGCCAUGCCGGCAAACGGCGUGCCGGCACACGGCAUGCCGGCAAAUGCCAUUGCAAAUUUGGUGCCGGUCAUGCUGCGUGCCCCAUCAGGGCGCACUGCGUUGUACUACGUGCCCAAGGAACAAUCCGGGGAGGCCUCCUCGAUUGUGCCCCAACCUUUGCAACAUGUGCAGCCUCAACUGGGCCAAGCCCAGCCGGAGGCUGCACUGCCAAAAGUGAUGGUCGUGGAGCUGUGUCUACGAGAACUCUAGCGGAUUGUUUUUUCUAAUUGUGUCC